This is a messenger RNA of Lindgomyces ingoldianus, 684 nucleotides long. RefSeq lists its product as uncharacterized. The record is from RefSeq and is a predicted model, not a curated record. NCBI's taxonomy places the organism in Eukaryota, Fungi, Ascomycota, Dothideomycetes, Pleosporales, Lindgomycetaceae. The transcript has 5 exons. Bases 1 to 684 code for a protein of 227 amino acids.
AUGGUUAAGGAUGCAUAUUCACCAUAUACCAGUAAUGGUAGGUCUCCGAUAGAACGUAUUUCGAAAGCAGCCAGUGAAUAUUUUGGUAGCAUCUUUAACGCAACCAGCAUACUGUCUCUAUCUGCUACUAUGGAGAUCACUCGUGUGAGGUGCAUAAAUGUUCCACUACUGUACUCCCAACUGUACUCCCAACUAAAGAAGAGUGAAUGGGCAGAAUCCGGUAAAGGCGAAAUUAUUGAAAAGGAAGACUCAAGUGAUACAGGUGCUACAGGAAGAGGCUUGGCGAAAGCUAUGCUACUAGCAAGAGCAGCUACGACGAGGACGAAAAUAAACAUCAGUGGGGAGAGUAUUGUUAACCAAUGCCUAACGGGGAGGCCUGGAAGACAAGAGUACAGGGAUUACGGAUUGCGCAAGUCUUUUAAUGAAUCCCCGCUUCUUACACAUUCAGCUACCCAAUUUGCCUUGCAAAAGCAAAAGCAAGCAAAUAAGGCGCGGAGUUGGAAGGUACAACGGGACCCUAAUUCUCGGAGAUUUGUCGUCGAUAUGGGAACGCGGGCAGCUCCAAAUCUUUUGGUUACUCAUGGGCCAUAUGUCAAAGAGGCUCCAAAGAUUGCGAAAUGUGAAUUUGUGUUCCUUGCUCCAUCACGUGAUUUUGGAAUUAUUUAUUCCCAUGUCACUCGCUGA